UCGGAUUCCCGCCGUAAGGAAAACUAACUUCAACCUUGGCAUACCUUCUUCAAGUACCUUUGGGCGUACUUUCGUGUCCUUUCACGGUCGGUCCCUGAGCUUGUGAUAGACCACCGGUACGAUGGGACAGUGGUAUAAUAUGCACGGGACAUUCGGAGAGGCAUGCAUUUUUCUCGUCUCUACCACAAUCGAACAAAACCCUCUGAUACCUCUCGCUAUCACAAAUCCACCCGUUCAUAACACACUCGUUCAUCAAUGCACUUCAUAUUUACGACGCUGGCCGCCCUUGCAGCGGCAGCAUCCGCCCUCACGCCACCUACUACGGCAGCUCACGCAGAGUUAAUUCCCGAAAUCAAGAACCAGUGCCUGAAGACCUGCGUCCAGCGCUACCAGCACUAUGCCGUCCAGAUCAAGAAGAUAUUUUGCAGCGAUAACAUCGGCCAGCUGAUGGGCAAAUGCAUCGACGAAACAUGUGAGGCGGAUAGACCCUACGUCUUUGAAGAAUAUGGUUCUAUUUGUGGCCACUACCCCACGCCCACACCCUCGCCUUCGCCUUCGCCGACACCGACCGCGGAUCCUAUUCCCGCCCUGAAGCAGCAAUGCUUGAAGAGUUGCGUCGCGUUCUACCACUUGAAGACCAAAACGGAGCUUUGCAAUGCCCAAACGGGUCAGCUGAUCGGAGAGUGCGUGGAUGACACUUGCAAAGCAGAUACGCCGUUGGUCUUCGAAGAGUAUGGUCUCAUAUGCGGUCACUAUCCCACACCCACUCCGCGCUCUUCGACCCCAUCGCCGACGCCGAGUCCUACGCAACCGUUCGCGCCAUUCGGCAGUCCGUGCCCCAACCAGUGCGUCAACCAGGAUACGUACAAAGACCUGGCUGGCUUCUGUAAGGCCGCAAAGGACGACUACCAACUGUGGUACUGCGCAGCCAAGCUCUGCAAUAUGUGGGAUCGAGACCUCUUCAAUAAGAACAUCGAUUGGGCUUGUGCAGCCACACCUUCCUCUUCGUCAACGCCUCCACCAUCCUCUACCACACCGUCGCCCUCGCCGACCUCGACGUUCCACCCCUUCAAGGUCCCAUGUCUAAACGAGUGCGUCGAUGUCAACGCAAAGAAGUACAAGGACAUGACAACAUUCUGCAAGGAGGCCAAGCUAGACACGGACCUGUAUUUCUGCGCGGCUAAGAGAUGCUACUUCUGGAACCGCGAGAUGUACGAAACGGCCGUUGACGAGGCUUGCACGCCGCCGCCGUCUUCGACCACGCCCCCGCCGGAACCAUCGACGAGCGAGAGCGUCUCGCCGCCUUUCCCUUGCUGGAACAAGACUCUCUGCUCAAAGCCUCGUCCGCAUCCAACUUCUCACCCACCGAUCACCAUCACGACAACAGUCACCGACAUCGAAACACUGACCUACUGCCCGCCCCGCCACACCUGCACGGGCCAAACCACUACUUGGACGUGGACAUUCGGCCCUACAUCUUGCCCGCCUACUGUUACAUGUACAUGCGUCCUUCCCGGCGGACACGGCUAUCCGACGCUCGAGACGUGCCCGCCGAGCGUGACGUGCACGGGACAGACCACCGAGAUUACCGAGGGCGUGACCGUCGUGUUACCGAGCGAGACGAUUCCGUCCGUCCCAGCUAAUCCGACCGAGCCGGCGGAAACGAGCAGCGUAGUCGAGUUCCCCGGUGCAGCGGCGAGUGCAGGUGUAGGAUUUUUGGCGGCGUUGUUUGGGGUCAUGGUGGCGUUGUAAGAAGGGCUUGGGGAGUUGGAGGCGUACGACGUUUUAAUCUGUUGGGUUUUUGGUUUUGUAUUUUGGGAGGAACAGAUUGCAAGAAGAACCAAGGCCAAGGAUAUAAUUUGGGAUAGGUUGUUUGGUGUGGUGGAACGGCUCUUUGUGUCGGAGUGUACGAGGUUCUCGUGUUGAUGCAUUGUUUGUCAAUUUAGGUUAUACGCCUUAAUAUCGAGCUUCAGCUUCCUUAAAGACUUGUAUUUAAAACUGCGGAUACCGUACGUAUAGGCGCGCGCAUGGAG
Molecule: messenger RNA, 2033 nt
Organism: Trematosphaeria pertusa
Lineage: Eukaryota; Fungi; Ascomycota; Dothideomycetes; Pleosporales; Trematosphaeriaceae
Exons: 1
Coding region: 256-1752 (498 amino acids)
Source: RefSeq, a predicted model, not a curated record